UAUAUCCGUUGACAACUACGAUUCAAAAUUAUUCAGGAUUCCAAUACUUUCCCUUAUUAUAUUUUUCAUAAAUGUUCAGGUGAAAGUAAAAUCAAAUACCUGAUAUAUAUAAUAUUUUGAUAUAAUAUUAAAAAUAUAAAAGAAACAUCGUGUAAACAUGUUAUAUCGUUUAAAUGUCAGAUACCCGUACUAGGUGAAGGUUGACUUAGGAUCUGUAUAUAUAUCGAACGUGAGCCUAGUCCUAGACACAUUCAACUGUCAACACAUUUAACAUGUACAAACUCGUGAUCCUGUCCGCUCUGGUAGCUAUGGCUUUCGCCUCCUACGGCGACCACGAGUCCCACGAACAGGCGUACUCCUCCCAGAAACAGGUCAACUACGUCAAGGAUUCUGUCAUAGUCGAGAUCAAAGUCAUGUCAGAUCCAGUAGACCACCAUGUUCCAGAAGUGCACCAUGUUCCAGUGAUACAUCACGUCGAGACUCCAUAUCACCACUAAAUCCUUCGACCUUAAAAUUCUCUCCCUCAUUCCGAAAAUACCAUCC
Molecule: messenger RNA, 543 nt
Organism: Nezara viridula (southern green stink bug)
Lineage: Eukaryota; Metazoa; Arthropoda; Insecta; Hemiptera; Pentatomidae
Source: the annotation of a GenBank genome assembly